Messenger RNA from Pollicipes pollicipes, 371 nucleotides. Its product is annotated as bolA-like protein 2. Gene Ontology annotation, cellular component: cytosol; nucleus. The transcript is spliced from 4 exons. The coding region runs from base 76 to 345 and encodes 89 amino acids. Gene Ontology annotation, molecular function: 2 iron, 2 sulfur cluster binding. The record is from RefSeq and is a predicted model, not a curated record. Gene Ontology annotation, biological process: intracellular iron ion homeostasis; protein maturation. Lineage: Eukaryota; Metazoa; Arthropoda; Thecostraca; Pollicipedomorpha; Pollicipedidae.
CAAAGCCAUUGAAAAGGUGCCAAAAAGUGCCCGAAAAGCGCGACCGAAGAACGGGAAGCUUCAUGAGAUACCAAGAUGCCUUACACUGAGAGCUACAUCAAAGAAAAGCUUACAAGCGGACUCGAGGCAUUGCAUGUGGAAGUGCUCGACGAGUCGGACGGCUGCGGCGGCAAGUUCUCCGUGGUGGUCGUCUCCAAGCAGUUUGAGGGCAAGCCACUGCUGGCGCGCCACAGGCUCGUCAACUCACUACUGAGCAAAGAGCUGAAGGAGAUCCACGCGUUCUCGCAGAAGACACUGACGCCGGAUCAGUGGGAGCAGCGGCGGCAGCAGCAGGAGAAGCAGUAGGUAGCAGCAGCGGCAGCGACAGCAGU